AUGGAUAAAUCGUGGGUCUGGUUACCAAGGAAUAGCCUUGAGUAUGAGAAAGGAGCUAGUGAAUUUGUGUCUUCUUCAUCAAGACGUUUAGGAGAUCCAGCUGAAAUGUUCUGCCCUUGUGUUGAUUGUCGCAAUGUCUGCCAUCAAGCUUGUGAGACAGUUUUGGAGCACCUGGUGAUUAGAGGAAUGGAUCAGAAGUACAAGAGUUGUGUGUUUUGGACAAAACACGGGGAGACAAGACCAGAUAAGUCAGCUGAUGUGUACUCAUCUGAAAAUGAGGCUUACGAGUUGUUCAGAACGACUUUCUUGGCAAGUGAAGGCAAUGAGACUGCUGAACAAGAGAAUGCAGGAGCGUUUGAGGGGCCUGACAGUCCAGAAGAGGCUGAGUUCAGAAAGAAGUUAGAGGAUGCAGAAACUCCGUUGUACCCGGAGUGUGAGAAAUUUUCAAAAGUUGCUGCAAUCAUGGGACUUUACAGGAUAAAGGUGAAGAGUGGGAUGUCUGGGAACUAUUUUGAUCAGCUACUGUCCUUGGUUCAUGACAUGCUUCCCGUUGAAAAUGUGCUACCUAAGUCUACUGAUGAGGUGAAGAAGUUUCUGAAACAGUUUGGUUUUGGCUACGACGUCAUCCACGCCUGCAAGAAUGACUGUAUUUUAUAUAGAAAACAGUAUGAAGAUGCGGUCAGCUGUCCAAGAUGUAGUGAAUCAAGAUGGGAGAAGGAUAAGCAAUCUGGUGAGGAGAAGAAAGGGGUUCCUGCUAAGGUGCUUAGGUAUUUCCCGAUCAAAGACAGGUUCAGGAGAAUGUUUAGAUCAAAGCGGUUGGCUGAGGAGUUGUGUUGGCACUCCACUAAUGCUUCUGAAGAUGGAACUAUGCGACAUCCAGUGGAUUCGUUGACUUGGGUGCAGAUAAACAACAAAUGGCCGGGGUUCGCAGCUGAGGCGUUCGCAGCUGAGGCAAGAAACCUAAGACUAGGUAUUUCAACCGAUGGCAUGAAUCCAUUCUCCAUCCAGAACACCAACCACAGCACAUGGCCUGUUCUCUUGGUCAACUACAAUAUGUCUCCAACGCAGUGUAUGAGGUCCGAGAACAUUAUGUUGACCAUGCUAAUUCCUGGCCCAACCGCACCUAGCAACAAUAUUGAUGUAUAUCUACAACCAUUGAUGGAAGACUUGCAGGAACUGUGGACAGAAGGUAUACAAGUUUAUGACGCCUUUAAGAAGGAGAGUUUCACUCUUAGAGCCAUGUUGCUGUGGAGUAUCACAGAUUACCCUGGUUUAGGAACUUUAGCUGGUUGUAAAGUGAAGGGCAAGCAAGCGUGUAAUGUCUGUGGGAAGGAUACACCACAUAGGUGGCUAAAGUUCAGUCGUAAACAUGUAUACAUGAAGAACAGGAGGUGGCUCAUGCCUAGUCAUCCAUACAGACGAAAGAAAGGAUGGUUUGACAAUACGGUUGAGGUUGGUUCUGCAAAGAGGAUUCAGAGCGGUUCAGAAAUAUUAGACAGUAUAAGGGACUUUAAAAACGAUUUUGGAAAACUCUUACCUAAGAAGAGUAAGAGAAAGAGGAGUGAAGGAGAUGAGGAUGAUGUUGUUUCAGCUGAGGAGUACGAAGAAGAUCAUGAUAUGUGGCGGUGGAAGAAAAAAUCUAUUUUCUUUGACUUACCUUAUUGGAAGGAUAUGCCUGUGAGGCAUAACAUCGACGUGAUGCACGUGGAGAAGAAUGUGAGCGAUGCCCUGUUGUCUAUUCUGAUGAAUAGUUGCAAAUCAAAGGAUGGCCUGAAAGCGAGAAAGGAUUUAGAAGAUAUGGGUAUUCGAAGCAGCUUACAUACACAAAAUCUGUUUCCGGUUGCGUUGAGAGGUUUACUCCCAAAAGGACCUCGGAUUGCAGUGAGUCGUAUGUGCAAUUACUUCAACAGAAUCUGUCAACGCGUUCUUGAUCCUGAGAAGCUACUUGCUCUAGAAACAGAGAUUGUGGAGACAAUGUGCCAGUUAGAGAGAUUCUUUCCACCUUCAUUAUUUGAUAUUAUGUUCCACCUUCCACUGCAUCUGGCGAGAGAAGCACGAUUGGGUGGCCCUGUACACUUCAGGUGGAUGUAUCCAUUUGAGAGGUAUAUGAAGACACUGAAAGCUUUUGUGAAGAAUUUCGCAAGACCUGAAGCUUGUAUGGCAGAGGGUUAUCUAGCUGGUGAAUGUCUUGCAUUUUGUAUGGAGUUCUUACAGAAAUCGGUACCAGUUGAGGAACCAAUGACAAGAAAUGAAGAUUUAGAGGCACAUGAUAAUGUACUUGAAGGGCGCCCUCUGCAAAAAGCUACAGAAGUGAAACUUACUGAUAAGGAGAGAGAUGUAGCUCAUCGUUAUGUCCUCAUGAAUACUGCAGUGAUGGAUCCUUAUGUUCAGUAA
This is a messenger RNA of Brassica oleracea var. oleracea, 2394 nucleotides long. RefSeq lists its product as uncharacterized. The transcript is spliced from 5 exons. The record is from RefSeq and is a predicted model, not a curated record. NCBI's taxonomy places the organism in Eukaryota, Viridiplantae, Streptophyta, Magnoliopsida, Brassicales, Brassicaceae. The coding region runs from base 1 to 2394 and encodes 797 amino acids.